Trypanosoma cruzi is the source of this 3402-nucleotide messenger RNA. Its product is annotated as trans-sialidase, putative. The transcript has a single exon. The record is from RefSeq and is a predicted model, not a curated record. NCBI's taxonomy places the organism in Eukaryota, Euglenozoa, Kinetoplastea, Trypanosomatida, Trypanosomatidae. The coding region runs from base 1 to 3402 and encodes 1133 amino acids. Gene Ontology annotation, molecular function: exo-alpha-sialidase activity.
AUGCUCUCCCGUGUUGCUGCUGUGAAGGCACCCCGCAUACACAACCGUCGCCGCGGGACCGGAUCCAGCGGAAGGAGGAGGGAAGGAAGAGAGAGUGAGCCGCAGAGGCCCAACGUGUCCCGGCGUGUGUUUACUUCCGCGGUGCUGCUCCUCCUUUUCUUUUUGGCGUGCGCCGCCGCGGGGCCUGUGCAGGCCCAAAACUAUGGAACGAGAGUGGGCGAUUCCUAUGGAAGACACAGUUUGGAGCAGUUGCAAAGGGGGCAUCAGGCCGCAAACCCACCGAUCCCUGGCCACAUUUUUCGCAAUCCCCAUCUUGUGAAUGUGAACGGGAUGCUCCUGGCCAUUGCUGGAGCUCAGUUCAAUAGAACUGUGGGGAGCGGGAGUGCGUCCAUGCAGUUGAUGGCACAUAUCAGCGUUGAUGGUGGGAGGACGUGGCGGUCGUACGCGGGGCCAGAAGAUCUUGACGCUUUUGCCGCAAGCCCUCACCGGAUGUCGUUUCCCUCGUCUUUUGGACCCUUAGGAUCGAUUUUUGCUUUUGUGGAGGGCUGCGACUUACGGAAGGGAGUCAGACCUCAUUAUGCCAAUAGGUGGGGAGGAAGUGGUGUGGAGUCUGUUAUCCAUUUUCUGGAGACGGGGCCUAGACGAAGCGGAGGUUUGUCGAUGAGUUCCGUCUCUAUGAGCAUUCGCCUUCCUUAUCCCCAUAAAUCCGGUGACAUGAUUGGCUUCCUCAACGAUGCCAGUACUCCCAUCACGAAAAUGACGGAUGGCACGCUCGUGUUUCCCGUGCAGUUUCUGACAAUGGGAGGGGACACUGCGUCCACAAUCAUGUACAUGAAUCCCGGUCAACAGCACUGGACCUUUGCGAACAGCGCGACACAUGCGGGCUGCAUCGAACCAAGUAUCCUUGAAUGGGAGGCUGGGAAAAUUAUCAUGAUCACCUCAUGUAAGUACGGUCGCCGAAGGGUGUACGAGUCGACUGACAAGGGGAACACGUGGACGGAGGCUGUGGGGACGCUCUCGCGCGUGUGGAGCAACCCAUUGGCAGGUUCUGGGCUCCACAUUCAGGGUGGAUUCAUCACUGCAACCAUUGAUGGAAAGAAGGUGAUCCUCCUCACCCAGCUGGAAUAUUUCGGGGACAAAGAAAGGAGCGAGAUUCACCUGUGGCUAACGGACACGAACCGCAUUUACCAGGUUGGCCUGUUACCCACUGGGAAUAGCGCGACCUCCAGCUCUCUGUUGUACGCGAAUGAUAAGCUGUAUUGUUUGUACGAGGCCAGUGUUGGAAGCGACUCCGUCCCCUACCCCUUGGAUCUGACGCUUGAACUGCAGAGGAUAAGGCAUGCGCUGUCUACCUGGGCCGUGAAGGACAAUGCCUUGAGGCAAUGCGGCUUAAUGGCCUCGGGCGCCGCGCUGUCAAGAGGGAACUGUUCUGUUCCUAUCCCCAUGGCUGGGCUUGUGGGCCAUUUGGCCGAUACGCUCCGUGGGGACAAGUGGGAGGACGAGUACCUCGGGGUGAAUGCUGUUGUGAGGGGUGCGGCGAAAAAGGCUCCCAGUGGGUGGACGUUCGAAGGGCAUGACGCAGGGGCCGAGUGGCCUGUGGGCAAGCAGUGGCCGAAAAUGCCGUUCCACUUUGCAAACUAUGGGUUUACUCUUGCGGCAACGGUGUCGAUUCACGAGGUGCCGAAGGGCAUCACUCCCCUGAUGGGCCUGAAGAAAAUGGGGAAGACAACACUCCUGGGACUGUCGUACGAUAAUAAUAUGGAGUGGAGCGUGGAGCAUGAGUUGUUCCCGAAGCAUUUUACCGCAUGGGAGCUGGACAAAACGUAUCACGUGGUGCUCAAAAUGCAUGACGGUGUGGGCUCCGUGUACGUUGACGGGACUCUCCUUUGGAAUAUGAGUCUGAGAAAUUCGUUCAAUGAAGGGCUAGACGCGGUCUCACACUUUUACUUUGGCGCGUACGAUGAGCAGUUGAGCAGCGGAAAAAUCCAUGCGACGGUGGCGAACGUCUUUCUGUACAACCGCCCGUUGAAUGAAACUGAGAUUGGCGCCCUCAACGCGAACAAAGUCACCAUUCCACCUCCGGAAAGGAAGUCGGCGAAAGCGUCGACAGCUACUUCCCCGUCCGUUGAAUCUGCCAACGAUAGGGUGAACACAAAUACACAGCCAACUGUUCCAGCGCCCACUCCUGCCGCACCACAGCCGACGGAACAGGCAACUUUGAACACAAGCAGUGUUCCGAGUGGUGGCGCUCCAUCCACACCAGCGGAGCCGAAGUCAGCGGGGCCUAAACCAGCGGAGCCGAAAUCAGCGGGGCCUAAACCAGCGGAGCCGAAAUCAGCAGAGCCCAAACCAGCGGAGCCGAAAUCAGCAGAGCCCAAACCAGCGGAGCCGAAAUCGGCAGAGCCCAAACCAGCGGAGCCGAAGUCAGCAGAGCCCAAACCAGCGGAGUCGAAGUCAGCAGAGCCUAAACCAGCGGAGCCGAAAUCAGCAGAGCCCAAACCAGCGGAGUCGAAGUCAGCAGAGCCCAAACCAGCGGAGCCGAAGUCAGCAGAGCCCAAACCAGCGGAGCCGAAGUCAGCAGAGCCCAAACCAGCGGAGCCGAAAUCAGCGGAGCCCAAACCAGCGGAGCCGAAAUCAGCAGAGCCCAAACCAGCGGAGUCGAAAUCAGCGGGGCCUAAACCAGCGGAGCCGAAGUCAGCGGAGCCAAAACCAGCGGAGCCGAAAUCAGCGGAGCCAAAACCAGCGGAGCCGAAAUCGGCAGAGCCCAAACCAGCGGAGCCGAAGUCAGCAGAGCCAAAACCAGCGGAGCCGAAUUCAGCGGAGCCAAAACCAGCGGAGCCGAAAUCAGCGGAGCCAAAACCAGCGGAGCCGAAAUCGGCAGAGCCCAAACCAGCGGAGCCGAAGUCAGCAGAGCCUAAACCAGCGGAGCCGAAAUCAGCGGAGCCAAAACCAGCGGAGCCGAAAUCAGCGGAGCCAAAACCAGCGGAGCCGAAAUCGGCAGAGCCUAAACCAGCGGAGCCGAAGUCAGCAGAGCCUAAACCAGCGGAGCCGAAGUCAGCAGAGCCCAAACCAGCGGAGCCCAACGCCGCGACAUCCUCAGCAAGGGAGGGAACUGCGGACCAGCCGGCAUCUGCCACAUUUUCCGAUGGACAUGAAGCUGUGACAUCUGUUAUAUUUUCAAGCGCCGCCAUUACUGAUGUUGGUGCUUCCUCCUCUGAUGAUGCACAAACGGUGGGGACGGAAGGUGGAGCUGUGAUGCAGGCAGAUCAACCAACCCAAUUCUCUGUGGGCACCCCCGACGCAGCAAAUGCAGCAACACAUAACGCUGAACGCAAGGGACAAGAAGGGCUCCAUCCACAGGUCAAGGAAGCAGAGGCGGCGACACUCAGCAGCAGCCUUUAA